Molecule: messenger RNA, 447 nt
Organism: Pseudozyma flocculosa PF-1
Lineage: Eukaryota; Fungi; Basidiomycota; Ustilaginomycetes; Ustilaginales; Ustilaginaceae
Exons: 4
Coding region: 1-447 (148 amino acids)
Cellular component (GO): nucleosome
Molecular function (GO): structural constituent of chromatin; protein heterodimerization activity; DNA binding
Source: RefSeq, a predicted model, not a curated record
AUGUCUGACCCUCGCGCCAAAGGUGGAAAGGGAGGUGCCGGAUCGUCGGCCAAGGCCUCAGGCUCAGGCGCCGCGGAUGGCAAGAAGGCCAGCGUCACCCAGAGCUCCAGGGCGGGUCUCCAGUUCCCCGUCGGACGUAUCCACCGCCACCUCAAGAACCGCACCCAGAACCACGUCCGCAUCGGUGCAAAGGCCGCCGUCUACGCCAGCGCCAUCCUCGAGUAUCUGACUGCCGAGGUGCUCGAGCUCGCAGGAAACGCCUCCAAGGAUCUGCGCGUCAAGCGCAUCACUCCGCGCCACCUGCAGCUUGCCAUCCGAGGAGACGAGGAGCUGGACAGCCUGGUCCGCGCCACCAUCGCCGGAGGUGGUGUGCUGCCUCACAUCCACAAGUCUCUGAUCAAAGCGAGCUCGUCCAAGAAGAAGGCGUCCGGUGGCGGUGCCGAAUGA